Molecule: messenger RNA, 1303 nt
Organism: Sciurus carolinensis (gray squirrel)
Lineage: Eukaryota; Metazoa; Chordata; Mammalia; Rodentia; Sciuridae
Product: tRNA (adenine(58)-N(1))-methyltransferase non-catalytic subunit TRM6-like
Biological process (GO): tRNA methylation
Cellular component (GO): tRNA (m1A) methyltransferase complex; nucleus
Source: RefSeq, a predicted model, not a curated record
UGUGGUGUCGCGGGGAGUGAGGCUGGUCGCUGCGACUGUGUUGCAGGAAGAGAGAGGCGCCUGAAGCUGCAGGGACGCGGCGGAGCACUGAGACCGGCCGAACGUCAUGGAGGGCUCAGGAGAACAUCCGAGCCCACAGGCCCCGUAUCCCGGGGAUAACCGCAUCCUCGACGGCGACUUUGUGGUGCUGAAACGGGAAGAUGUGUUCAAAGCAGUGCAGGUCCAGCGGAAAAAGACCAAAGAAGCUGGCACUGAUAAUCGAAAUAUAAUUGAUGAUGGAAAAUCUCAGAAACUUACUCAAGAUGACAUAAAAGCUUUGAAAGACAAGGGCAUUAAAGGAGAGGAAAUAGUUCAGCAGUUAACUGAAAAUAGUACAACAUUUCGAGACAAGACAGAAUCUGCUCAAGAUAAAUAUAUUAAAAAGAAGAAAAAGAAAUAUGAAGCCAUCAUAACUAUUUUGAAGCCAUCUACCCAUAUUCUUUCAAUUAUGUAUUAUGCAAGAGAACCUGGAAAAAUUAACCACAUGAGAUAUGAUACACUAGCCCAGAUGCUGACCUUGGGAAAUAUCCGUGCUGGCAAUAAAAUGAUUGUAAUGGAAACAUGUUCAGGCUUGGUGCUGGGUGCAAUGAUGGAACGAAUGGGAGAGCCAAAAGACAGUGCAUCAGUUGAAGAAAGUAAUGGCGCACUUGAGGAAAAGCAGAAUUCUAAGCCAGACAAUGAAGACAGCAUGGCCGAGGCCCCAGAGAGCAAUAACCCAGAACAAGAAUCGACGGAGGUUGUUCCUCAAGAUCCAGAAUAUAAGGGGCCUAAAGAAAGAGGAAGCAAAAAAGAUUAUAUUCAGGAAAAGCAAAGAAGACAAGAAGAGCAGAGGAAAAGACACUUGGAUGCUGCUGCUCUGCUGAGUGAAAGGAACGCAGAUGGUUUAAUUGUGGCCAGUCGUUUCCAUCCCACUCCAUUGCUGCUGUCUUUGCUGGACUUUGUGGCCCCUUCAAGGCCUUUCGUGGUCUACUGUCAGUAUAAAGAGCCUUUGUUGGAAUGCUACACAAAACUGCGUGAGAGGGGAGGGGUCAUCAACCUCAGGUUGUCUGAAACCUGGCUCAGAAAUUAUCAGGUUUUGCCAGAUAGAAGUCAUCCCAAGCUGCUGAUGAGUGGAGGUGGAGGUUACCUUCUGUCAGGCUUCACUGUUGUCUUGGACAACCUUCGAGCAGACACCAGCCUCAAGUCCAGCGCAAGCACCUUAGAAUCACACAAGACUGGGGAGCCAGCAGCUAAAAGACAGAAAUGCCCAGAGUCUGGCUCAUAA